Molecule: messenger RNA, 960 nt
Organism: Cutaneotrichosporon cavernicola
Lineage: Eukaryota; Fungi; Basidiomycota; Tremellomycetes; Trichosporonales; Trichosporonaceae
Gene: CFD1
Exons: 2
Coding region: 1-960 (319 amino acids)
Biological process (GO): iron-sulfur cluster assembly
Cellular component (GO): cytosol
Molecular function (GO): 4 iron, 4 sulfur cluster binding; ATP-dependent FeS chaperone activity; ATP binding
Source: RefSeq, a predicted model, not a curated record
AUGGCCGAAGUACUCGAGACGCCUGUAUCGCGCCGCCUGGCCUCGGUGAAGAACAUCAUCAUCGUCAUCUCCGGCAAGGGUGGAGUUGGCAAGUCGAGCAGUUCGGUACAGUUGGCGCUGUCGCUGCUCAACCAGGCGCCGGGCACGCGUGUGGGCCUCCUAGACUUGGACCUGACUGGCCCCUCUCUUCCGCGUAUGGUGGGCCUCGACGUCCCCGGUGCAACUGUUCACCAGUCUUCGGCCGGGUGGGUUCCGGUCUAUGUGGACCGUGAGCGGCGGCUGGGCGUCAUGUCCAUCGGGUUCCUGCUCAAGGACCGGGGUGACUCGGUUGUGUGGCGCGGACCAAAGAAGGACGGCAUGAUCCGCCAGUUCCUCUCCGAGGUGCGGUGGGGCGACCUCGACUACCUCAUUAUCGAUACGCCGCCGGGCACUUCUGACGAGCACAUCUCCCUCCUCACCCACCUACACCCCAUGUUCACGCCGACUGCCGGCAGGCCGACUGUGCCGAGUGCGGUGGUGAUCACGACGCCGCAGCAGACGGCGUUGAAUGACACUCUGAAAUCAAUCUCGUUUACGCGCAAACUCGCACUGCCAGUCCUCGGCCUGGUCGAGAAUAUGGCGGGAUACGUGUGCCCGUGCUGCGAUGAGAUCAGCGACCUGUUCGGGUCGGGGGGUGGCGAGCGCCUUGCUGAAGAGCAGCACAUCGGGUUCCUCGGUCGCGUCCCCAUCGACACGCAGCUCGUCAGGCUCCUCGACGCAGUAUCCAAAGGUGAGAUCCCUGGAGCCGACACGGACGAGGGCAAGGAGGCUGUCAACGGAGAGAACAAGGACGAGUUCCCACUCCUCGACAAGUACAACGCGACCACGUCGUCCAAAGUGUGGAAGGACAUUGCCAAGCGGGUUGUCGAGGAGAUCGAAACGCGACGGGCAACCAUCGCCGUCGCCCUCACCAAGGUGUGA